Molecule: messenger RNA, 231 nt
Organism: Sparassis crispa
Lineage: Eukaryota; Fungi; Basidiomycota; Agaricomycetes; Polyporales; Sparassidaceae
Exons: 2
Coding region: 1-231 (76 amino acids)
Source: RefSeq, a predicted model, not a curated record
AUGGAUACCUCGAGCUAUCUGAUGAAGUCAACUUGGGAUAACAUUACUCUGUCAGCUGAGUUCAAGAAGGCUAACAGAGACAACGAUGUAGAUGCUAACGUCGGCGGGGUGUCGUGGAGUAUGCGCCAUGUUAUGCGCAGCGAUCCGUGUCGUAGAUUCGCAUUUGGCACCAUGGUUGAGGAUACAGACACUGGAGCCUCGUUCUGCAGUCGACAACUUGUCCUCGCCUGA